Messenger RNA from Solea senegalensis (Senegalese sole), 4366 nucleotides. Its product is annotated as receptor-type tyrosine-protein phosphatase gamma-like. The record is from RefSeq and is a predicted model, not a curated record. The transcript is spliced from 25 exons. Gene Ontology annotation, molecular function: protein tyrosine phosphatase activity; protein binding. Bases 698 to 4366 code for a protein of 1222 amino acids. Gene Ontology annotation, biological process: protein dephosphorylation. Lineage: Eukaryota; Metazoa; Chordata; Actinopteri; Pleuronectiformes; Soleidae.
CGCGCUCGCGCAGCAGCCCUGUCCGGUAGGAUGGGACCAGUAGCCACAUCUCCAUGCCUGCCUGCCUGACCGUUACAGUCUACUUCCUGAAAGGAAGAAUGGGACAUUUCCAGCCGCACUUUUCUUUGCCGUGCGCGUUGCCCUCGGUCGCGCUGACGCCGCGGAUAAUCACUUAGUAAUGAUCUCGGUCAAUCAAUAUUGAAACGACCACUUUUUUUUUCUUCUUCACCGCUGUAGUUACAGACAGCGAAUCGAUCGCCGAUUGACCCCCCACCACCACCACCACCACCAACACUUGGGGAAUGUCGCUAUCUGGAAGCCCGCUACAGGCACGGUGGAGUCCCACAACACGUUUUGAACAGUUUGUGCACGACGGCGUGCGAAACGUUUUAUUCCGCGAGGCUAAAAGCAGCCUCAGCUCGGACUGGAGGCGAAUUAAUGUGUGUUUUCCCCCUUCUUUUUGCCCCUGUAAAGCAGUGAGUCUGUAGCGUAACCGCUAACCAACACUUUGAUGCUGUGAGCUUCGUGGCUGCUGUACCAACUUCGCUCGUGUGAAUAUUAGUGCUGUUUUUUUUCCCCCUUCUCUCCUCCGUUUUUUAAGAAGAGACAAGACUUGCAUACAAACAUAUACAAAACUUUGUCACCCGUUGGCUCCUUCUUCUUUUUUUCGGGGGGGGGUCUCGAUGAGUUGACUAACAUGCGGAGGAUACGGCAACCGAGUUACUGGUGGAUUUUAUCCUUAAUAUUUUUAACCUUGCCCAAACACAAAGACUGUCAUCCCGUUGCAUUGGACGACCAGCCCACCUAUGCUGGAGACAGGCAUCACGAGGGCACCCGCGUAAUGAGGCAGAGGAGGGCAGCUGGUGACCCCUACUGGUCCUAUUCAGGGAGCCACGGACCCCGAGGCUGGGCCGCGUCGUAUCCAGAAUGUGCGGCAAAGAACCAGUCGCCUGUGGACAUCGCGGACGAACAAGCUCUGGUUUCAGAGGAGUACCAGGAGCUGGUGCUGGACAAAUUCAACACCGAGUCCUCCAACCUGACCACAAUGAAAAACACUGGAAAGACAGUUGCUGUUCUCCUGAAGGACGACUACUUUGUCAGAGGUGCCGGACUGCCAGGUCGCUUUAAGGCUGAAAAGAUGGAGUUUCACUGGGGACAGAGUAAUGGAUCAGCGGGCUCGGAACACGGCAUAAGUGGCAGGAGGUUUCCCGUGGAGAUGCAGAUCUACCUUUACAAUUCGGAUGACUUUGACAGCCUCAGCGCUGCCAUCAAGGAAAGACGCGUCAUCGCUGCCAUGGCUGUCUUCUUUGAGCUGGGGCAAAAAGACAAUCCAGCUGUGGAGCCUAUCAUCCAGGGCCUGAAAGGAGUAGUGCAUCAUGAAAAAGAGACCCACCUCAGGUCUUUUAUCCUGAGGGAUCUGCUGCCGGCGUCCGUGGACAGUUAUUACCGCUACACGGGCUCUCUGACCACGCCUCCCUGCAGCAAGGUGGUGGAGUGGAUCAUCUUCUCCAGGCCGGUGUACCUGUCCUACUCGCAGCUGGAGGCCUUUUAUUCCAUUUUUACAACAGAGCAACAGGAUCAUGUCAAGUCUGUGGAGUACCUGAGGAACAACUUUCGGCCCCUGCAGUAUCUGGACAACAGGAAAGUCUUCAAGUCGGCUGUGAGAGACGCGUGGCAGAAAGAUUUGACCGAGAUCCUGAGAAACCCCCACAGCACCGAGGCGUCAAGAGUGUGCAGCAGUGCGCCAGUGAGCAUGAAGAUCCAGCCACUGAACCGGACGGCGCUGAUGGUGAGCUGGGAACGCCCCCUGACUGUCUACCACCCGCCCAUCACCAGCUACAUGGUCUCCUACAGCUGGGUGAAACGUGACGUCGCCGACGAAAUUACCUUCACCAAGACGGGGGACCAGAGCAUGAAAGCAGUCAUCACAAAUGUGUCCCCUGACAUCCUGUACCUGUUCAGAGUGCAGGCGGUGUGUCAACAUGACCUCCGCAGUGAUUUCAGCCAAACACUGCUGUUCAGAGCAAAUACAACAAGAAUAUUUGAAGGUUCUCGUAUUGUGAAGACCGGGAUGCCCACAGUUUCUCCAGCUUCCUCUGCAGAUAUGGCUCCAAUAAGUUCUGGUUCCUCCACUUGGACGUCGUCUGGAAUCCAUUUCUCCAUUGUCUCCAUGGCAACGGGGAUGGGCCCCUCCUCCAGUGGUAGCCAGGCCACCGUGGCAUCAGUAGUGACAAGCUCCUUGCUGGCUGGCUUGGGUGUUGGCGGAGGGGUCAUUUCUUCUUUGCCGAGUUCGGUGUGGCCCACACAUUCACCGCAAGCCCCUCAGAACUCCAACCGUCCGACAGCCACGCCUGCAAAGUCCAGCACUGAGCAAACGGGUGUCCAGGGCUCAGAGACGGACACCCCGUCUGAGGACAAACAGGCUGCGGGUGAGGGCGAGGACGGGGAGGGGGAGGGGGAGACGGAAGGGGAGAAGGAGGAGGGCGAGGAUGAGAAAAAGAAAAAGCCCAAGAAUGCACCUGAUAAUGAGGAAAAUCAAGACAACAGCACAGUGUCCGUAGAGCCUAUCAUCCCCACCCCUGCAUCCACAGCCAAAGAGAAAGGCGAUGGGAAGCCGACGGCUAAAGGCACCGCGGUACCCGCGAGUACGGCGGAGGACCGUUUGGUCGUCGCGGAAAAGAACCGCACGGAUGCAAACGCCGUCUUCACUCAGGAGCCCCGCAAUGACAGUUCUGAGAUGCAGAUCCCCGAGAGCUCCACGCUGACGCCGAAGAUCAGUAGCGACGGCAGGAAAAUCUGGCCUUUCUCUGUCCACACUGACCGGACCACUUUGUCCAACGUCACCCGAAGUCCACCUCCGGGAAUGGGCAGGAUGGUGUGGAUUGUCCCUUUGGUGGUGGUGUCCGCUCUUACCCUGCUCUGCCUCAUAAUGCUGCUGAUUGUGAUGGUCUAUUGGAGGAGAUUCUUCCAGACAGCUCACUUCUAUGUGGAGGAGAGCAGCUCUCCACGGGUGGUGGCCAAUGAAAAUAUCCCUGUCAUCCCAAUACCAGAUGACAUGGACGCCAUUCCCGUUAAGCAGUUUGUUAAACACGUCAUGGAGCUCUACAAGAACAACCUGCAAGGAUUUGCCGAGGACUUUGAGGAAGUUCAGCGCUCGACUGCAGACCUGAAAAUCACAGCCGAACACUCCAACCAUCCCGACAACAAGCACAAAAACAGAUACAUCAACAUCGUGGCCUAUGACCACAGCAGGGUGAAAUUACGAGCGCUGGCCGGGAAGGACGCCAAACAUUCAGAUUACAUCAACGCCAACUAUGUGGAUGGCUACAACCGUCCCCGAGCAUAUAUCGCUGCGCAGGGUCCUCUCAAGUCCACGUUUGAGGAUUUUUGGAGGAUGGUGUGGGAGCAGAACACUGGAAUCAUUGUAAUGAUCACAAACCUGGUGGAGAAAGGAAGAAGGAAAUGUGACCAGUACUGGCCGAUGGAGAACAGCGAGCAGUACGGGAACAUCGUGGUGACGCUGAAAAGCACCAAAGUGCACGCCUGCUACACACUGCGGCGUUUCCAUAUCAGGAACACUAAAGUUAAAAAGAGCCAGAAGGGGAAUCCAAAGGGGAAGCUGAAUGAACGCAUUGUGGUCCAGUAUCACUACACUCAGUGGCCUGACAUGGGAGUACCAGAAUACACCCUCCCCGUGCUCACGUUCAUCAACCGCUCAUCAGCAGCCGCUCACUCUGCAGACAUGGGUCCCGUCCUGGUGCACUGCAGUGCAGGGGUUGGGCGCACAGGAACAUACAUCGUCAUUGACAGCAUGCUGCGACAAAUCAAGGACAAAAGCACAGUCAGUGUCCUGGAUUUCCUCAAACACAUCCGCACACAACGCAACUACCUAGUGCAGACGGAGGAGCAAUAUGUUUUCAUCCAUGAUGCUCUGACGGAGGCGAUCCUGUGCAAAGAGACAGAGGUGCCUGCCUGGCAGCUGCACGGUUACGUCAACAGCAUCCUCACGCCCAACUCCACAGGCUACACGCGGCUGGAGAAGCAGUUCAGGCUUCUGACUCAGUGCAACACGCGCUUCGUCGAGUGCUUUAGUGCCCACAAAGACUGCAACAAGGAAAAGAACCGCAACUCCUCAGUGGUUCCCUCGGAGCGAGCAAGGGUUGGACUCACCACUUUGCCUGGAAUGAAAGGAACAGAUUACAUUAACGCGUCCUACAUAAUGGGUUACUACAGGAGUAAUGAGUUCAUCGUGACCCAGCAUCCCUUGCCCCACACCACCACAGACUUCUGGAGGAUGAUUUGGGACCAUAAUGCUCAAAUCAUUGUCAUGUUGCCUGACAACCAAGGCCUGGUACGCAGCAUUUAA